This is a messenger RNA of Mytilus trossulus (common blue mussel), 669 nucleotides long. RefSeq names its product DNL-type zinc finger protein-like. The transcript is spliced from 2 exons. Bases 65 to 631 code for a protein of 188 amino acids. The record is from RefSeq and is a predicted model, not a curated record. Gene Ontology annotation, biological process: protein folding; protein import into mitochondrial matrix; protein stabilization. Gene Ontology annotation, cellular component: mitochondrion. NCBI's taxonomy places the organism in Eukaryota, Metazoa, Mollusca, Bivalvia, Mytilida, Mytilidae. Gene Ontology annotation, molecular function: zinc ion binding; protein-folding chaperone binding.
AUGCUCAUAGAACCGGAUGUUGCAUGUGUUUUUGGCUAAAUAUUAAAAUGAAAGUACAGUUAUUAUGAAUCCUGUAAGAAUAUCCUUAAACUAUUUAAGACAUGCAGCUAUUAAGGAGGCAAAUCGGACAACUUAUAUGUGUAACAACAAAUGCAACAGAAUUUUAAGAACUUUUAGUUUGAAAAGUGGUAUUCAAACAAGUUUGCAAGGUAGCAACACCUUCAAAAAACAAUUUGUAGAUGGCAGAUAUAUUGGAAACUUUUUCCAUAAUAGGAUAUUGAAUUCACCGAGAUAUUACUGUAGUGAACAAGAGGAUGAAGGACAAACACAAUCAAAUCAGACACUAGGAAAAAUUAAAGGAACACUGCUCAUGGCUUACAAAUGUAAAGUUUGUGGAACAAAAAACCAAGAAACAUUUUCUAAACAAGCUUAUGAAAAGGGGGUUGUUAUUGUCACUUGUAAAGAAUGUAAAAGUAAUCACUUGAUUGCUGAUCAUCUUGGCUGGUUUCAAGAUUUCAAAGGAAGGACUAUUGAAGAAAUUUUGGCUGAAAAAGGAGAAACUGUGAAGAAAGUUGUGCUUGAUGGUGGAAUGGAACUGAUUCCUAAAACAGAUAAAAAUAAUGAUUCUUAAUUGUUUAUGUUUGGAAUCAAAUAAAUUUUUUAAACAAA